This is a messenger RNA of Homalodisca vitripennis (glassy-winged sharpshooter), 4634 nucleotides long. Its product is annotated as zinc finger FYVE domain-containing protein 26-like. The record is from RefSeq and is a predicted model, not a curated record. The transcript is spliced from 19 exons. Gene Ontology annotation, biological process: mitotic cytokinesis; double-strand break repair via homologous recombination; regulation of cytokinesis. Gene Ontology annotation, cellular component: lysosomal membrane; centrosome; midbody. The coding region runs from base 508 to 4176 and encodes 1222 amino acids. Lineage: Eukaryota; Metazoa; Arthropoda; Insecta; Hemiptera; Cicadellidae. Gene Ontology annotation, molecular function: metal ion binding; phosphatidylinositol-3-phosphate binding.
GUGAAUGUUACAGAUGAGUACGGUCUGGUCUCUCCGUCUGCCUGUCUACGAGACCUGAGCGCUCAAAGUGUGGGUUACAUUGUCAGUGAAUGUUACAGAUGAGUACGGUCUGGUCUCUCCGUCUGCCUGUCUACGAGACCUGAGCGCUCAAAGUGUGGGUUACAUUGUCGGUGAAUGUUACAGAUGAGUACGGUCUGGUCUCUCCGUCUGCCUGUCUACGAGACCUGAGCGCUCAAAGUGUGGGUUACAUUGUCGGUGAAUGUUACAGAUGAGUACGGUCUGGUCUCUCCGUCUGCCUGUCUACGAGACCUGAGCGCUCAAAGUGUGGGUUACAUUGUCGGUGAAUGUUACGUGACAUUAGCAGAUCUACGGAGUGUGCUUGCUCCAUUCCCUACCACUCUGGUGACUUCGACUGUCGCCAGCAGACCCCUACCAGUCUAUCCACCCCGUGACCCCAGAGCUCUCUUCCUCUUGGCUAACCCCUACAAACUGUCACCAUCAAUCGAGAUGUUGCCGAGCCGCGAUGUAGACCGUGUGAUCGACGCUCGUAUGGCAGCGUUUGUGGAGGCGACAGUUCAGGUGGGGGAGGACUCUGUCACCGUACCAGUCACUCUGUGUCACUACAUCGACUAUGUUACGCUGACACAAGGCACGGAGAGUGAGUACAGUGUGGACAACAUUAGCAACUCCAGCCGCGAGCACAUCACCGACUUCCUCAAGGAGUUCCUGAAACGCGAUGAUAUGGCUGGAAAAGAGAUAAUCAUUGAAAAGGACGUAGCAUUGACUGUUAGCAAGAGCUACUCAACUGUCAUUUUGACCAAAGAUAGUCGUCAUGAAAGAGAUGAUGAGAUUUGGAAGUCAAGAUAUACAAGGGCGGAAGUUUUAAAAUACCUCUUUAUGAGAAAUACGCUCUUGGGUCAGAUCGUGGAGAAGAUCCACUGUAUAGAGUCGGGCGUAGAGACUGUGAGGACGCCCGCCGCGACAACACCUCUGGAGCGGGAACUAAUGAGUGAGGAUACAUGUUGUCUGGCCGCACUGUACGAGGAUAACGUGAUGAGGGCGGCAUUGGAAUCAACGGUAGACAGCGAUAGGCUGUGGCUGUGGCUCGACACCGCCGUGCUGCAACAGGACUGGCAGGCUUGUCUUGACAUGCUGUCCUCUAUCCCAGAGAAACACGCAAAGACUGACCCUCGUUAUCGACACUUCCGUGAUUGGGUUUUGGAGCAGCUGUCGCCCACACGUGAUGGAUGGAGGUAUUGCCAGAACAUGGAAGACCCCCAGAGACUGUGCCAGCAGACCCUGGCUAACCUGGACAAGUGGCCUCUGCAGGGUUGUAUCACCGUGCUCAACGUACUGCUCUCGUUGGACUCUACUGCAUUGUCACUCUCCGACCUGGCCAGGGCGAGGGAGCUGCAGACCAGCAUGCAGACUACCAGCAAGGUGACACAAGCUUGCACAUUGACCUCCACAGAUGAUGUCUGGGAAGUGCUGGAGGAGCUGCUCAAGUGUGAGGAAGUGCACCUUGCCUUACAAUGGUUCUACCACAGUGAUCUCAUCAAUGUUGAGCAUUCCUCCAACAUGCUGUUGCUGAUAGGUCAGUUGCUGCUGGAGCUGCUCGAGAGAGGUCAAGACGUGAGUGCCCAGGAACUACUACAGUUGCUGCCGUCCGAGCUGGCAGUUCAGAUCUGUGAGAGUAUCCUGGCACGAGCGCAAUCUGUCAGUUGCCUGCAGCAGAUAGUGCACUUCCUGCAGUCACAGGUCACUAAGCCUUCGCAGGCACUCCGAUAUACCCACUACGACAUCGGCAUACACAUGCUCAACCACAUCCCCUGGCAGGAACAGGAGUGGUAUCGAGACCUCGCCAGCCAGCCGGAGCUGUUGGUGGAACAGCUGUUGAUGUCAACAAGGAUAUCUACGCUGGAAGAGAUUCUGGUAGCGUUGCGGGGACGGCUUAGCUCACUACCUCCUGGCUCCCCCCUGUCACCCCCCUGCCUGGAUGCACUGUUACGCCGCUACGCUGCUCGAGCUGUGGACGUCCGCGUGCGCACCAGGGAGCUCCCCACGCAGCGUCAACUCACCCCGGAGAUACCAACCAAGUUCACACCACCUGACACUCCCCCUACCAAGCAGGAAUGGGUUGCCAAUGACGAGGUGACCGAGUGUAUGUGCUGCCAGUCCACCAGGUUUUCCAUGUUCAACAGGCGGCAUCACUGCCGGCGAUGUGGGCGAGUUGUCUGCGGUAACUGCUCCCCUCACCGUUUCAAGGUGUGUGGUUACGGCAACGUCAAAGUCAGAAUUUGCAGUGACUGUUACGAAUACAUUUUGCCCAAAGCAACUCAGCCUGAAGGAGCAAGGCGUGUGAGAGCUGAGAGCAGAGACAGCGAGCUGGGGUGGUGGCUGACCAAGGAUCUGGUGUACAACGCUACAGUCCGGGAAGAGUUCACCUACACGCACGCGCCCAGCGUCGCACUCUGUCUGUCCAUACUGAAACUACACACAGAGCACUCGUCCUUACUGAGGUUCCUCUUCAACACAAUCGAAAUGAUGUUGAGGCUGUUGCGUCCAAUCAGUCCUGGCAUCAUAAACCCCGAGGUGGACUACACCCUGCUGAUCACAAUGAUAAGAUCUCUCUUGGAUUUUGCCAAGUUAAGCUGUUCCCAGUACGGUUCUGGCUCAGAGUGGGCUACUGUAGACGGAUUGUUUGCCGAGGUCGACCUGCUGGGCAUGUUGGUAGCCUCACCUCAGACCUGCGCAAUGCUGCCAACCGAACCUCUCCGAGGUCAGAGUUUACAAAGUGCCCUGUCAACGCUGCGAGAGAACCUGCUCAGGUCCGAACUCUGGACACUCGCUCUUGAGGUGUCCACCAAGGCUGGUCUGGACUACAACAGCGUGUGGCUGGCUUGGGGCAAGUCCUGUCUCAAGGCCGGAGCCUGGACGGAAGCCAGGGACAAGUUCGCCCACUGUAACCCUCACAAGAAGGACACGCAGAUGUUGUCAGAUAUAAUGCAGAUAUUACAGGAUAACCCGCAGUUAACGGAUCUGAAGAGUCGACUGGGUCGGCUGAAGAUGUUAUCGACAAAACAGGAGACUCUUCACACCAACCAAGGACUGGAGCCCAGGGUUUACGAGGAGUGCCUUUACUACCUGCGCACUUAUGGCAGUUACGCCACCACCCUCUCCUUCUACCUCAACCAGAAUGAUAUAAAAUCUGCGGUGUGUUUGCUGUUAGAAGGGGCAGUAGAUCUUCAGGUCUACCUAGAGAAUCUGUUUCUGCCUGCUCUACAGUCCGGCAGAGUCACAGAGAUGUACACCUGCAUGGCCAGUAUCGACAAGACUUUUACUGUUUUCAAGGAGUAUCUGCGAGUGUCCUGCGCGUACUGUGAGCGCCAUCAGCUGUUCCACGUGUUGUAUCAGGUGCAGGUCUUGACCGGUGACCACGUGCGGGCAGCCCUCACCUGCAUUCACUUCUUCCGCCACAACGCACGCAACUACGGAGACUUGGCAACCACCAAGGGCCACCUGGAGACUGCCGUAGGCCACCUGCAGCAGGCCCUCAAGCCCACCAAAGAGCCCAAGAACCCACUGGUGAUGCAGUUGUCUGGACAGGAUCUGACUCGCUACCUGUCCACUGCCAGACUACAGCUGGAAGUGGUGGUGUUCCUGGCAUCUUCUACCCCUGAGGUUGCUUCGUACACGCUGUUUGGUAGCUCAGCACACCGAGUCAGUCUGGCCGCAGCUGUCAUCGCCGCUGGAGAUGAUCUUGAGCAGAGUUUAGCACUUGCUACCAGAGUGACAGAAGAUUGGCAACAAGGGAAACCGGCUGUUCUGUGUCCAGCAGCGGCUCAGUUGGUGAGAACAGGUCGGGCCAGUGUGGUGCGAAGGUUGGUAACACUGUUCCGGUCAGAGCCGGAGCUCUGUAAUGAGCUGUUGAUCACUGCACUGAAGGAGCGCCCACAGCAGUCUGACAUUGAUACUCUGAUGGCCCUCGUUACCGGUGUGCCUUCCAAGAUCACAGCUAUGAUAGAGUGUGGCCAGCUAAAGUCUGCGUAUCUGCUGGCUGUGAAACAUGAUCGGCUCUCGGACAUACAGAGGAUCAUGGAAGCCGCAGACCAGUUGGGCCAACCGCUCAUCAAGAAAAUCUGCCUUAAAAGACUGAACAUUCCAGACGAGUCUUAGCUCACAUUAUUUUGUAAGCCAAUGAAAAGAUUGUGUGAUUCCUUUACAAAAUCUGUAUAAGCUGUACAUAGACGUCUGAGAAGUGAUAUGAAACGUCUCCUUUAAUUUAUUAUGGCUGUUAGUUUUGUGAUUUAGAUCAGCAUAGUCUUGCAAUAAUUUAGUAAUGUGUCUUCCGCCAUUGUUUUUUUAUGUAUUUAUUUAUUUAUUCUUCCGCUAAAGGAACACACUUCAAAUAUUUUGCUAACAUUUUUUAUAAUUAUCUAUCCAUUGAAUAGGGGAUUUUUAUAAAUUAAUUUAUUUAUCGUGUUGUUGGCAAUCAAUAUGAAUUGUUAACUAAUACAAAAUAGGAUUAUGUUAUUAAUACAUAACAAUAGAAUAUUAGUUAUUUUUAGUUGUGGUAACAUUUUACAAGACAUUUAUUGUGUAGGAGUAUUAUUUUUUUUUUUUUUUUAAGAAAA